Molecule: messenger RNA, 1227 nt
Organism: Dufourea novaeangliae
Lineage: Eukaryota; Metazoa; Arthropoda; Insecta; Hymenoptera; Halictidae
Gene: svp
Product: steroid receptor seven-up, isoforms B/C
Exons: 4
Coding region: 19-1227 (402 amino acids)
Biological process (GO): regulation of transcription by RNA polymerase II; anatomical structure development; cell differentiation
Molecular function (GO): RNA polymerase II cis-regulatory region sequence-specific DNA binding; zinc ion binding; nuclear receptor activity
Source: RefSeq, a predicted model, not a curated record
AUCGCUCCGCCGCCCCCGAUGCCCCCGACGCACCUCACGCCCUCCGCCACGCCGGAGGACAUCACCUGUCUCGUGCCCGCCGGAGCGGUUCUCACGCCCAGGGACCCCUUGCCGCCGAGCACUACCCCCGGAAGCCAGGCGAACAGCUCGCAGUCGGGCAGCUCGCAAACCGAUAAAUCGCCCAACAUCGAAUGCGUCGUGUGCGGAGACAAGAGCAGCGGUAAACACUACGGGCAGUUCACCUGCGAGGGAUGCAAAAGCUUCUUCAAGAGAAGCGUCAGGAGAAACCUAACGUACUCGUGUCGGGGGAAUAGGAACUGUCCCAUCGACCAACACCAUAGGAAUCAGUGCCAGUUUUGUCGGUUGAAAAAGUGCCUGAAGAUGGGCAUGCGACGGGAAGCCGUGCAAAGAGGUCGAGUGCCACCUUCGCAGCCGUCUCUGCCAGGUUUACCCGGACAGUUCGCCCUAACGAACGGCGACGCGGUCGCGUGCGCCAGCCUGAACGGCCACUCUUACCUCUCCUCGUAUAUAAGUUUGCUCCUGAGGGCGGAGCCGUAUCCGACCUCGAGAUACGGUCAGUGCAUGCAACCGAACAACAUCAUGGGAAUCGACAACAUCUGCGAGCUCGCGGCGAGAUUGCUGUUCUCGGCCGUCGAGUGGGCCAGAAACAUACCGUUCUUCCCGGACCUGCAGGUGACGGACCAGGUCGCGCUGCUCAGGCUAGUUUGGAGCGAACUGUUCGUUCUGAACGCGAGCCAAUGCUCGAUGCCUCUCCACGUGGCGCCACUGUUGGCCGCGGCCGGUCUUCACGCGUCGCCCAUGGCGGCGGAUCGCGUGGUCGCCUUUAUGGACCACAUCAGAAUCUUUCAGGAACAGGUGGAAAAGCUGAAGGCGCUGCACGUCGAUUCCGCCGAAUACAGUUGCCUCAAAGCCAUCGUCCUCUUCACUACAGAUGCGUGUGGCUUGUCGGACGUGGCGCAUAUCGAGUCCCUUCAGGAGAAGUCGCAGUGCGCUUUGGAGGAGUACUGCAGGACACAAUACCCGAAUCAACCGACGAGGUUCGGGAAGCUGCUUCUUCGGUUACCGUCGCUGAGGACGGUGUCGUCGCAAGUGAUCGAGCAGCUGUUCUUUGUCCGAUUGGUCGGGAAAACGCCGAUCGAGACGCUGAUCAGGGACAUGUUAUUGAGCGGCAGCAGCUUCAACUGGCCGUACAUGUCCACGAUGUGA